AUGGAUGGUGCCACGGGUACCACGCUCUUCGAGCUGGACGUGAUUCACAUCUGCUCAGUCAAUUUCCAGUCCAAAUCCAUAAACGCUGGUUCUCCGGUUGGUGCCCAGAUCACAAGAGACGAGACUAAGAUAGGAUCCUUCGAUGCCAGCGUUUCCAACACUUUUGUGCACGAGUUUACCCAUUGGCAUGGCUCCGCGAAUAGUGGGGAUGGGACUGAAAGGACAGUAACCCUCAUUCACCAACAGAGUCUUAACAAAGACGGAAAGUGGGUGUACAAGGAAAAGGACGGCCAGAGUGUAUACAGGAGUCGCAAGCACUCUGAGAAAACCCGAAAGAAGAAUAAGCUUAUUGAGGACGUGACUUGUAAGUUCCGCGUGGCGGUGUUUGGGGAUAUACAAGAUUGGACUAACCAUCUGACAACAAUAGAUGGAUACAAGGACGUUUCUAACCUAGCCAAGACACACGACAACGGUAACGGUGGACCUGAAUACGCCACAGAGACAGCCAAAGCAUAUGCCUUCUUUGCUAUGAUGUCAAUAAUGGAUGGAGCUGACUGGGCUAAAGACGGCAUAGCAAGGAAGGUGUUCUACAAGAAGGCUCCAUCGAUGCCUGUGAAGCUCCGGGUCUAG
Fusarium keratoplasticum is the source of this 630-nucleotide messenger RNA. RefSeq lists its product as uncharacterized. Lineage: Eukaryota; Fungi; Ascomycota; Sordariomycetes; Hypocreales; Nectriaceae. The transcript is spliced from 3 exons. Bases 1 to 630 code for a protein of 209 amino acids. The record is from RefSeq and is a predicted model, not a curated record.